Molecule: messenger RNA, 1553 nt
Organism: Morone saxatilis (striped sea-bass)
Lineage: Eukaryota; Metazoa; Chordata; Actinopteri; Moronidae
Product: tumor protein p53-inducible nuclear protein 2
Exons: 4
Coding region: 180-686 (168 amino acids)
Biological process (GO): autophagosome assembly; positive regulation of DNA-templated transcription
Cellular component (GO): autophagosome; nucleus
Source: RefSeq, a predicted model, not a curated record
CGCUGGGCGGGGUUUGGUGACGUUUCAGGACACAGUGAGGAGGUCUCUUGCCGAUAAACAACUUCAAGAUCAAAACAAUCUGUGAAGAACAGCAGCGUAGAGGGAUCCUCGCAGUACACCGGCCACACCCGAACACAAACACCGUUGGAACUGCUCAGAGAGACAACAGAGGCACAAAGAUGAUCGGAAAGAUUCUUUCUCACCUGCUUGGGAACGCUGGCGAGGACUUUGAGGCAGCGGACGAGGAGCUGAUGGAGUUUGAGGAGGGAGGAUGGGUCAUUGUUAACCUCCCAGAGAGCGGGCCGCUGUCUGCCCCUAAGGCGGAUCCCCUGGAGAACCUGCUGAUUGAGCACCCCAGCAUGUCUGUCUACCAGAUGAGAUGCAGGAUGAGUGGAGCAGAGGAGGAGGAGGAGGAGGAGGAAGAAGGCUCUGAUGAAGACGAAGAGGACACCUCAAGGCCAGUGGCAGUGAGGCGGCAUAUAUCCUGGCGUCUGGCAGCCUGGGGAAUCCCCCUGCCCUGCAACAUCCAGCUGCUGGCCGUCCAGAGGGCCAGGACCCAGGCCGAGCGGAAGAAGCUGAGCCGCAGCGCCCUCCACAGGCAGAACCUGGCCAAGAUGCGAUUCUCCCCGGCAGAGAGACGCUACGGCCACUUCAAGCAGCCCUGCCAGCGCCUCUACAGCUACUGAACAGGAGGGACGGAGCUGCUUGAAAGAGGGUGUGUUGAGUUGCCACCAUAGCCCAGUGUGCAGCACAGUGCCUUGAAAUACUCAGGCUUUCUACCACUGUUUCACCUCACACAGUUCAUUCUGCAUAUCCACCAAGGCAUGUCACCACUUCCUGUGCAGUAAAAUGGUUUAAAAUCAGCCAAAUGAAGCACAGAAACACAAGUUUAUAUCUUGAUUUCAAUAUAGGCAACCAGCACUGUAACCCUCACGUCUGAAACCACUGAAAACAAUGACCCUUGAUCUCCUGACAUCAUGAAUGACCCAGUCGGCCCCUCGGGUAUUGAAAGCAACUUUCAAAUUAACGCCUUUGUACAUUAUUGAAUGAAAACAGUUGAGUUGUCUGACUUGUUUAGAUUGAUUAGAUAUAAGUAGGGGUAGAGCUAAUAGGAAGCUGAGGGUGUGUGAAUGUUGUUACACUGAUCCAAACAUGACAAAUUGAAAUCAUACUUGGCUCUUAAUUAUGAUGCAGUAGGAGUACGGCCCAUUUGGAUUGGUUAUUCCCUGGCUGCGUUCAGUAUGUAUUGUAUUACAUGCCUUAGCUUUAGACGUUUUUGUUGAGUGUAUUUAAAGUUAAUUUCAUACCACAUCGACCUGUACAGCAUUCAUUUUGUGCAAAAAUAUAACGAUGCUCUGUGAAUUUCUUAAGGUAAAUGUUCCUUUUGUUCCUGACUGAGUCGUAAGAAAUAAUUACAAAACCACUGUUUGUAUUGAGUCUACCGUUUUGCAGGUCUGUUUUAGACUCACAAAUGUAAAUACAGUUGAAUAUUAUGUUUUUCUAUUUGUAUAAAAUGUAAAAAAAAAAAAUGCAAAUAAAUCUUGUUUUCUUAA